ACUUUUAGACCUAAGUACUGGCUUUAUCUAUUUUAUUUAUGAUUUUUAUAAAUAUUAUUAUUUUUUUAAUCCUCACUUUUCCCUAUUUUUGGAUGACAUUAUUGUCGGUUCAGAACCAAUUAUCAAGUUUCCAUAGAGUUAUGGUCUCAACAUACAAUGGUUUACAUAAAAUGGUCAUCCUGGAAUGGAUUAAUAUUGUAACUUGAGGGACCACUGUAAAUAAGUUAUUGUUUGUAACUUAUUAAGUAAGUUAUUAUAAAUUGUUUGUAAUAGCUUAAUGAACAUAUCUGUAAUAUACUUGGAAUCGAAAGAAGUGUUACAGCGGCAUAUCAUUCUCAGACCAAUGGCCUUCAUGAGAAAAGUAAUCACAACAUCAAGCGGCAAGUUUCUUUUUUUUUUAAUUUAUGGGGGGGCUUUUGAUGCAACUUUGAUUAUGAUUUUUCAUUUUCUAUAAUGUUCUUUUUGUAUGACAUUUAUGUCUUACUGUAUGGUCUGAUCUCUAAAUUUUAUCAUAAGAAUUCUACUGUUUUAAAAAGAAUUUAUUUGGUGGUGGGAUUUUAUUUCCAGGGCUCUCACAAAACAGGUGAAUGAUCAGCAGAACAACUGGGACAUCUAUUUGAAGCCCACGCUUUUCUCCUUGAGAUUGAAGGUCCAAAGGACAACAAACUUUUCUCCGUUUCUUCUUAAGUAUGGAAGGGUGGCGGUUGUUCCCUCCCAAGUUCCGUGGAGCUGCCACUUUCGAUCAUCCUGCCUGAGAAGGAAACCUAUCAAAGCUUUGUGGAGGAAAAAAGCUUCAACUCAGCUGCUACACAAAUCAGUUGAAAAGUCUCAAGGAAGACAAAAGGAUGCUCAUGCAAAAAAAGUAUUGAAGAAGAAUGAGCAACUGACAUACAGCGUUGGAGAUGAGGUCUGUUAGCUAAGCCUUCAAACUAUUUGGAGGAGACCAUCAAGCUGUGCUAAGGUUCCAGCUUCAAAGUCAUUUUGUGUAGACAAUGGGGUAGAUUUUUCACAAUUUGUGUAGAGAAAUAGUGGUGAAGUUGCCCAUAGCGACAAAUUAGAUAGCUUCUAUCAUUCAUACAAGGGCAUCUGAAAAAUGAAACAAGCAAUCUGAUUGGUUGCUAUGGGCAACUACACCCCUAGUCCUCUACACUGUUUUGGACAAAUCUGCCUGAAGCUUGUUUCUUUAUUAACUGACACAUCCACAAAUGCUUUAACAGGUCCUUCUGUAUAAUACAAGGAAGCGAGGAAGAAAAGGAGGAAGGAUGCAGCCAGACUUCUAUGGUCCAUAAGUCAUCAAGGAACUGGCUGGAAAAAUUGUCAGAUUGACAAAAGUGGAUGGGAAAAGCUUGGCCAAGAAAGCCAACGUGGACCACAUAAAGCCAUACAGAAGUCAUAUGAUGUCCCCGAAGACUGAGGAGGAGAACCACAACAGCGAAUCUGUCCCUCGAAAUAUGUUGUUGAAAAAAUGUGAAGAGAAUUCAGAGGACAGCACUAUGGAGGUUGUGGUCCUGGACAGAUUAUGAGUCACUGGAAGCCGAGGUCGGCCCAUACAAGCGAUUCUUUGCCAGUGGCGAGUCAUUCACCUCCCUGCAUUUCCAGUUUAGGAUUGGAUAAUCCACAGUCUACCAACUUGUGUCUGAAACUUGUGAGGCACUGUGGCAGAAUUUGCAGCCUACAUACCUUUUACAGCCUAGCCACCAUGUUUGUCUGACAGCAGCUAAAGGCUUUUGGGAAAAUGCCAAUUUUGUGAAUUGUGUUGGGGCCCUGGAUGGCAAACUCUUGCAAAUCUGCAAGCCUGCAGACUCCAGUGAUGUUUCCUUCACAGAAAUCCCUACAGCUGCUGACUUUCCUAGGAAUAGUCUCCUUUGCAUAUCUUCUUGCCUCUGAGAACACAGAAAAAGAGAGAUCAGUUGCCGAGACUCAGCUAAUGCAUGAUACAGGAAAGGUGAUUGAAGAAAUAAAUCGGCAAAGAUGGUUACAAAGCUUACUGGAGACCAUUCACAACCCAGGCCGAAGAACAUUUUCUAUGUUGACACACAAUAAAGAGAGAUCGGUUGCUGAAGCCCAGCUUAUGCAUGAUAAAGGAAAGACUAUUGAAGAAAUAACUCGCCAGAGGUGGCUGCAAAGUAUACUAGGAGCGGUUCACAACCCAGGCCGAAGAGAGACACCACACUUGAGCAAUUUAUUAAGAGAAGUACAUGGAAUAAGUACUGAGCAGCAGCAGAGGCUGACAGUGAUGAAAGACAACAGAAACCUGCAAUUCAAAUCUGAAAUUGCUGCAUAUAGUAAAAAAAUGACUGAAUAAAAUGACUAGAAAUGUAAUUGUUCAGAUCAACUAAUAAGCAGUCAUUGUUCACCUUUAUAAUAUCUCAGUUUGAAGCUUGAUGUUCCCUGCUAUGUGAUUUAGAAUCAAUACAUUAGACAGUGGCUUGACUAUAUGGGAUUCAAUUUCACAGUGCUAAGCACAUCUCUCUUUCUUUACUUGAUAAGACUUCAAUAAUUUUACUUUUAAUGGCUCGAGAGAAUUUAAAAUAAAAAGGUCAUUUUUUUAACAUAAGUUAUCACAACCAUGACAGCUGAGUUUAGGUACAAUGGAAGAAAAUUUUACAAAUGGUAUUGCAUCGGCUGGCAAUUCAAGGGGCAUCCCCAUAUCCAUAAUCAAUAUUUAAAUUGUAGGGCAUGUAAAGUUACACAUUUUUGUAAAUAUAUC
Hyla sarda is the source of this 2710-nucleotide messenger RNA. RefSeq names its product parathyroid hormone-like. Gene Ontology annotation, cellular component: extracellular region. The transcript has 7 exons. Gene Ontology annotation, molecular function: hormone activity; peptide hormone receptor binding. NCBI's taxonomy places the organism in Eukaryota, Metazoa, Chordata, Amphibia, Anura, Hylidae. Bases 1769 to 2305 code for a protein of 178 amino acids. Gene Ontology annotation, biological process: regulation of chondrocyte differentiation; adenylate cyclase-activating G protein-coupled receptor signaling pathway; osteoblast development. The record is from RefSeq and is a predicted model, not a curated record.